Messenger RNA from Trichoderma asperellum CBS 433.97, 2196 nucleotides. RefSeq lists its product as uncharacterized. The record is from RefSeq and is a predicted model, not a curated record. Gene Ontology annotation, molecular function: DNA replication origin binding. Gene Ontology annotation, cellular component: DNA replication preinitiation complex; nuclear origin of replication recognition complex; nuclear pre-replicative complex. NCBI's taxonomy places the organism in Eukaryota, Fungi, Ascomycota, Sordariomycetes, Hypocreales, Hypocreaceae. Gene Ontology annotation, biological process: DNA replication; DNA replication initiation.
AUGUCCACUGAAGAUCCUCAAAGCACUUUCACCCAGGAAGAUCACCAGGUGGCCUUCAUCUUUAAUCCGGAAGAGAAUGAAGCUCCACGCCGAGAGAGGCCCUCAAAAAGGCGGAAAACUGCCAAGAGGGCUGCAGCAAUCGAAAAUGAAGCACAGCAGGAUGAGGACAGUUCAUCAUCGUGGUUCACUCCCUUGCUUAGUGGUGCGGAGAGCAUGGCUUGCGUGCAGCGACGGCAGCGGCUUCUUGACGAGAAUUGGGCGGUGGUUGAUGCUCGUAUCAAGAAUAUUUUGAGAGACUCCAACUCUGCGACUCUGGAGGACGUGUCGCGAUUUGUGACUGAAGCAGAAUCAGAGUGUGGCGAUAAGAUACCCUCUGCUUUUAUCAUUACAGGCCCCAACAUCGCCUCUCAAGAUUUACUCUUCGAACAGCUGUCGGACUCACUUCAGAAGACAUCACAGAGCAAAUUCAUUAGGCUACGGUCUUCGGAAGCGACCAACUUGAAGAAUGCUCUGAAGAAGAUUAUUCAAGAUGCAACGUCGCAGACGCUGGUCGUUGACGGCGAGGAAGACUUGCAAGUUGGGCAAGGCUCAAAUCGGCGCUAUCUGCCGUAUGACCUUGAGGCAUUGCAUGAAUUCUUGGGCCAUCAGCCUCACGAGAAUGUCUUUGUCGCAUUUCAGGAUUCUGAAGGGUUUGACAGCGGCUUACUAUCCGAUAUCAUUACUUUGCUUAGCUCAUGGCGACCGCAGAUCCCUUUUACUUUACUAUUUGGAAUUGCUACGUCAAUUGAUCUACUGGAAAACCGCCUGUUGAAGUCGGCGUGCCGCCUGAUAUACGGUGCGCAGUUUGAUUGCGUACAGACAGACACCAUCUUGGAGAAUGUCUUCAAAGGAGCGGUGAUAUCCAGCGAUGUCCCCCUUAGGCUAGGACCGCAGAUCUUGAGGAGCAUGCUUGAUCGCCAACGGGACCAUAUGGCUGGUAUUCAGGCAUUCAUAAGCUCUUUGAAGUACAUUUAUAUGUGCCAUUUUUACGCCAACGCCCUCAGCGUCUUACUGGCCCCAGAGGUUGAAGGAGGGGGAGAAAUCCUACAGGCCGAGCACAUCGAGGCACUGAGGCAUCUCCCCUCGUUUCGCAACGAGGUGGAGAAGGCCGUUGGGCUCGCAACCACCGACAGCCUUCAACAUGCUCGCUCACUUUUAGAGGACGACGAAUAUCUCCUCUCACAGGCCCAAGCUAGUAACGACUGCCGACAAAGCUGGAUGGAUGGCCACCUGCGCUCACUCCUCGUUAGGGAAGCUGCAGGAGCAAUCCAGCCCCCACUCUCGCGGGCGUAUGUCGACUCCCUCUCUACGACGCAUCCUGAAUCAGGAAAUGGUAGCCUAACAGAAUAUAUCCGGCGUAUGAGCAUAGGCGCGCUUAUUGGCACGCUGCGUCGGGUUAUCUCUAUAUUUAAGGAAGGAGAGCCGAGCUUGCAUCUCCAACCAGCGUCACAGGAGGAAGACGUCGCGCUACUAGGCUUCCUAGAAGAGACGCUAUCACGCCUAGAACAGCUCGAAUCAGACGCGGAAAGCGCAGGCAUCACACUGCUCACCAAAUAUAGUAGCCAGAGCAAGGUGAUGCGGACGACGGUUAUUGCCCAGCGGGUCCAACUGAGUCGCGACUCUGCAGCCCUCCGCGAUGAGGAUAGGCAGUUGACAAACAUCGUAGACGCAGUAUCAGAACGGCUGACUCUACACAUUAGGGCAAGCCGCCCCGAGAAGGUGCUGUUUUCAGAGACGUGGCUGUAUGACAACAGGUCGCCUCUCCGGGAUAUUAUGGUGCCACGGCCUCGGGUGACAUUCAAGCGCAGCUUGGCGCGGCCGUACGACUAUCUGGCUUGUAGCUGCUGCCGAGGCGGCGAUGCAGAGGACGGUACCAUGCAGGCGACACUUCCCGCCACGUCUAUUCUAUACCAUUUGUAUCUUGAGGCAGGCAGUUUGAUCAAUGUGGCAGAUAUGUGGUCAGCAUUUUAUGCCCUGGUGAGCGGGCAUAAAGAGGAAGAGGAGGAGAGUGAGGAGCACGACAAGCAGCAGCAGCAGCACGAUGAGCGGACAGCUCUGGUCAUGUUCUACCGAGGCCUGGCUGAGUUGAGAGCCAUGGGAUUCGUCAAGAGCAGCAAGAAGAAGACAGACCACAUUGCCAAGGUGAGAUGGCUAUGA